CGCGGGUGGGGUGGCUGAAUGCUUGUCUUCCGCGCUGUGUAGCGCAGUGUGGUGGAAAUGGAUACAAUGUUGAUUAUGUGUCAUGCAGAGAGAGAAGUAGCAAUGAAAUGUCUUGAAACGGUACACGAACGGCAGCGAAAGCUGAGAGGAAUAAUAUUGAAGGACAAAGUCAAAGCCAGACUCGUGAAAGUGUGUGAGUCUACCCGUUGAGGUAGCCAGCUAAGAAAGUACCAAUGCCUUGCCAGGUGCGUUUCAUUAUACCGUUGUCUUCUUUUGUUUUCAUUUUCUUCUUUUACGGCUGUGGUUCUCCACUAUGGCUUGCACGCUGCUCCGCAUCGUCCAGGCAGCAGUGAAUCUGAGGAGGAGGUUUGAGUGUGCUAUACAGUCCUCGUUCGACUCGGUGGAGAGCGGCGACGUGGCCGAGGAGCGAGACGAGCAAGCCAACACGGAAGAAAAUGGACAUGCUCAGCCUGGAGAGGAAGACAUGAACACAAGUGAGCAGCUGUCCCAAAACUUUCAACUUUCGUUCGCAGAGGAGGACGAAGAGAUUGAGAAUAUAGGUGAGCCCAUUCAGACAAAAACUGUUGACCUCACUAAGCCCAAAAUGACGUUCAUCAACUUUGAAGAGACGGGAGAUGAUGGUAAUAUAGAAAACGAAGCUUAUAGAGAUGCCAUCACAUCAAGCUCAAUUGAAAUUAUUGAAGAAAACGCGUUUUUCCCUCUAACCAAAGAAAGUGGGAGUGAAGCACAGACAAAAGAAUACAGUUUUACAGACACUGAAAGUACUACUCAUGUUAGAGAGGACAUCCAGCCUGCUGCAAUUCAGAAAAUUCCUCUAGUGCAAGUAAACGAAAUCAGUGGUUCAGACAGAAGUAGUGAUAGUGAUAGUGAUAGUCGGUGUAGUGUGAAGUCUGUGAGGUUACGAUACGCUGACGCAGUGUCGCCCUCUAGCGGCUGCAAACCAGCUAAGUUAAUCCGGAGUGACGCGCUUGAAACAAACGCUGAAAAGGAAUCAAAUAACUUGCAAUGGAUUCUUCUGGUGAAAGAAUCGGGAUCGGAAUUAGUGAAAGAAAGCGACAAAGAAAAUGGAGAUAGCACGACCGAAAGUGAGAUUGACAAGACUGAACUGAUGGGGUAUUCAGAUUGGUUACUUAAAGGUAAGGAGAGUCUUGAGGUUGGGACCUCAUCGGACGAAAAUGACGUUGAGAGUCCUGGAACAGAGGAUGAUGACGAGGUAGAAGACGAGGAGGAGGUGGAGGAAGGAGAGGAGGAGGAGGAGGAAGGGGAAGAGGAGGAGGAAGAGGACGAGGAGAACUACGACAGUGAAGACUACCUGGAAGACGACGACGAGCUCAUGGCGGACGCAUCUUUCGACGACUCCUUCGUGGACGACGGCUUCGUCAGUCUCGAGCUGGACGAGUACGAUAAUGACGUCAUUAUCGAGGAAAACGAAGAAGAUCUGGAGAGAGAACGAAUGGAAGAGGAGGUAAUGGAGGAGAUGAGAAGAUACUGGCAAGAACGGGGCGGUCGUGGAGAGCAGACAGAACACAGGAAGCUUAGCAGACAGUACAGUCCAGCACUUUACCUUCCUGGUAUCCCGGAGACCAAGGUGGUGCUGGAGGCCAAAGAGGAAGGAGGAGGCAGCGGCCGUCUUAGGUAUACCUCUUCGUACAGGUGCAGUGUCGGGCACUGUGGCAGCUGAGGACCACCUUAGAGGAAGAGGACCCUGAGGACCCCGACUCAGACUCAGGCAGAAUGGAGGUCUACAGCUCUCCAGACCAUCACUCGCCUGGGAGAACAUCAGACUUGGAGAAUGUCACCAGCGCCACUAGUCACACCACCUCCUUUGAGAGCAACACCGACGCUGUCGUGGGCGGCGAGACGGGCGUGGGAGUGGAGGCGGAAGAAGGCGAGGAGGCCGAGGUGGAGGUGGAGGAGCAGGAAGUGCAGGAGAGGGACCAGGAGCCGGAGCCACCCCAGACGCGCCUCACCCUGCCCUCCUCUGAAGCCAGACGGACCUCAUACAGAGCAAUCCUCGCAAACAGGCUUAAGCACCUGGAUGCAUCUACGAGGCCGCCGCUGUCGUCAGAAAACAGCUUCGAUUCAGUGGACACUGAGUGUUCUUCCACCACUGACCUGAGUCGCCCUGAAGGCCUCACUACCAGUUUCGAUUCGACCACCGAUUGCCCCACGGACUCCACCAGUGACACUCACUCCCACCGUCUUCAGCAAAUGAAGUCUGACAGUGGCUACAGAAGUCUGGAGGUCAACAAUAGUCGUCCGCCCAAACUCAGCAAGAAACAAAUUCACUUCGUCGAAGAUAGUCUGGAAGCGCAAGAGAUCGACAUGGAGCGAGACCGCAGUCGUGAGAGACACAGAGACCCUGACUUUCUAUUCGGCUCCCAGGACAGCAUUGGGGAUCCUCAGAGCAAGAGAGAACGACUUCGGAAGAGUGUCGCGCAAUUUGAGAGACGCUGGGGUAAGACUCAUGCCAAAAAGCGUAGAGAAGCCCUUCGGGAGAGACAUGCCUCCCUCGACACUAUUCUGGGAGGAUCAAUGGGCAGCUCAUUCAUUGGUGUUGGAGGCUCGCUGGAAGCCGAUGCCACAACAACCGACGAAAUCAGUGGGAAGAGAUCCGUUUUGGCAAGAUUCCUUCACACUCACCGCUAUCCAGCUGCUCAUUAUCGCUUACUUCAGCGAGACUACUCCAUCGAUGAAAAAUCGGACCGUUUAUUUAAAGAAUUCAGCCGUACUGAGAUUCCGCUGGAAUGGGAACCGGUCAGUAGGAGAUGCAGUCGUCUGUAUACUGGGCGUCGCCUUCACCGUCACCUGGAUGCAGAGAGCUCGCCUAGAUCACACCGCCGCAAACUCUCACCCCAGGACUCUAUCGAAGAGGAAGAUCAGGUGGCAGCAGCGUUAUGGGCGGGUGAAGUGUCGAGACCAGAGUCUCUUGCGGGGUCUAUCGGUGGGGAGGAUAUCCCUGCCUUUGCCCUUACCGAAGAAGCUGAAUGAU
Molecule: messenger RNA, 3013 nt
Organism: Cherax quadricarinatus
Lineage: Eukaryota; Metazoa; Arthropoda; Malacostraca; Decapoda; Parastacidae
Source: RefSeq, a predicted model, not a curated record